AUGACAGAUCCUUUUGGUAAUGUUUCAGUGGAUAUUGAUUUACUUGAAAAAGAAAUAAGGUCACAAUCUGAAAGAAAUGUAACACUGGAUAAUUCUUCGUUUACAAAUACCCAAACAGCAGGGGGAUCAAGUUUUGGUGAUUCAUUUAAAUUAACAAAAGCAGAAGGAAUGGAUACACUAAAUGAAAGUGUAAAAGACUCAAUAAUGAGAGAUAUUAAUUCUAUUGUUAGUACGUUUAAACAAGUUCUUUAUCCAAAAGGGGAAACACAUGAAAUAAUGAAAAAUUGGAAUUUAUGGGCUCCCUUGUUUAUUUGUGUGGCAUUAGCAUUGUUACUCCUUGGCGAAAACAAAGGCCCUGACUUCACACAGCUUUUUAUUUUAACAUUCUUUGGAUCAUGGGUUGUUACUUGGAAUAUUAAAUUCUUAGGUGGUAAAAUAUCAUUUUUUCAAGCUAUAUGCAUAAUAGGAUAUUGUUUGGUUCCUCAAUGUGUUGCAGCUUUGACAUUUAAAAUUUUAACAGCACAGAUUAUGGGCAAAAAAUUUAUUUUCUUUUUACGUUUAUUAAUAACAUUUAUUUGUUUUAUUUGGAGUGCUCUGUUUCAUGGCUUGUUAUCUCAUAUGCCUAAUGCUUUUUAG
This is a messenger RNA of Strongyloides ratti, 636 nucleotides long. Its product is annotated as Protein YIPF6. Gene Ontology annotation, cellular component: trans-Golgi network; membrane. Gene Ontology annotation, biological process: endoplasmic reticulum to Golgi vesicle-mediated transport. Bases 1 to 636 code for a protein of 211 amino acids. Lineage: Eukaryota; Metazoa; Nematoda; Chromadorea; Rhabditida; Strongyloididae. The record is from RefSeq and is a predicted model, not a curated record. The transcript has 5 exons.